This is a messenger RNA of Chanos chanos (milkfish), 1336 nucleotides long. It is a transcript of the gene e2f4, whose product is annotated as E2F transcription factor 4. Gene Ontology annotation, molecular function: protein dimerization activity; RNA polymerase II cis-regulatory region sequence-specific DNA binding; DNA-binding transcription factor activity, RNA polymerase II-specific. The record is from RefSeq and is a predicted model, not a curated record. Gene Ontology annotation, cellular component: RNA polymerase II transcription regulator complex. The transcript is spliced from 10 exons. Gene Ontology annotation, biological process: regulation of transcription by RNA polymerase II. The coding region runs from base 119 to 1336 and encodes 405 amino acids. Lineage: Eukaryota; Metazoa; Chordata; Actinopteri; Gonorynchiformes; Chanidae.
UAAAGAAUAGCGAGUGGUUGGAUCACAAACAGAAGCGAUAUCUCGCUUAACAGUAGCUAACAGUUCAGUCGACGAGUGCCGAUAUCAUUACGGACCUCAGAAAAGGCUGCAAAACUUGAUGGAUUUGGAGUCUGGAAGAAACGAAUUAGGAGCGAUGGGAGACUCACUGCAGCCACAAACUCCCAGCCGACACGAGAAAAGUCUGGGAUUGCUUACAACCAAAUUUGUAACGCUGCUUCAAGAAGCGAAGGAUGGAGUGCUAGACCUCAAAGCUGCCGCAGACACUUUGGCGGUAAGACAGAAACGUCGUAUUUACGAUAUCACUAAUGUAUUGGAAGGCAUUGGACUGAUUGAGAAGAAAUCGAAGAACAGCAUCCAGUGGAAGGGGGUGGGUCCAGGCUGUAACACUCGAGAGAUCGCUGAUAAGCUGAUUGAUCUUAAAUUGGAAUUGGAGGACCUCGACCGAAGAGAACACGAACUUGACCAGCAGAGAGUCUGGGUCCAGCAGAGCAUCAAGAACGUGACAGAUGACUCACAGAACAGUCCUCUGGCUUAUGUAACACACCAAGAUCUCUGCAACUGCUUCAAAGGGGACACUCUUCUCGCAAUCCGAGCUCCCUCUGGUACCCAGUUAGAGGUGCCGAUACCUGAGUCUGUGAUAAAUGGACAGAAGAAAUAUCAGAUCCAUCUGAAGAGUUCCACAGGGCCCAUAGAGGUUCUGCUGGUGAAUAAAGACCCGUCCAGUGCAUCACCCGUGGUGUUACCUGUGCCCCCUCCAGAGGACAUGCUCCAGAGCCUGCCCACCUCAGCAGCUGCCCCCAGCGGCCCAGCCAAACCAGCAGCCCCCCAGACCAGCACCAGUCAACCCACUUCCACCUCCAGUCAGAGUCCUGCCACCACUGCCCCUGCCAACACAAAUGUCACCACUGCAGCAGCUGUGCCAACCACGGGUAAGGAUAUCAAAGCAACCAGCAGUAAUACCAACACACUCUCGUCAGACACGACAGCCAAUCAGGCUCCUCCUCUGGACACACAGCCCCUCCAGUCCUCGGCGUCAUUGGACAGCAGUUCCUCACUUCCUGACUCUUCAGCCCUCUUUGAACCAAUCAAGACCGAUCCUUCAGAUUUGUUGGAUUUCCCCAAAGAACUUUCAGAAAUGUUUGACCCAACUAAAGAAAUCAUGAGUGCAGAUCUUUUAGAAGAGCUGAUGUCAUCAGAAGUUUUCUCUCCACUCCUACGUCUCUCCCCUCCUCCGGGUGACCAUGACUACAUCUAUAACCUGGAUGAGACAGAAGGCCUGUGUGAUCUCUUCGACGUUCCUAUCCACAACCUUUGA